AUGAGCAUUGUUGAGAAGGCAGCCAAGCUUCUUUUGCACAGCCCGCCGGGCGAGGUGGACGACGUGUUCAACGACAUUCGCGGCAUCGUCAACGACGACGAGGCGCUGCAGGAGCACAUCGAGCCGGUGCUGGCAGAGAGCAACAUGCAGCACUUUUUGGUGGUGGAGGUGCCGGAGACGGAGAGCAAGGUGCUGCUGACGCCGUACAACAAGCUGGAGGACGGGCGGUACCUGUGCCCGAACACGCAGCAGGAGUUUGCAUUCGACCAUGUGCGUCGCGUGGCUCACGAUGCGCAGGAAGCAGCAGCGGCGGGGGCGAACGAGGAGCAGCGGGCGCAGCUGCAGACGGCGCUGGACGCAUAUGUUUUGGCGCACUACCCGGAGGGCGCGGGCACGGUGUUCUCGCACGAGGGGCAGCUGGUGCUGUGCAUUGUGAGCAACCGGUUCUCGCCGGGGAACUUCUGGAACGGGUCGUGGCGGGCGGUGUGGUCGUUCAGUGCGGAGACGGGGCAGCUGAACGGGUCGGCGAAGGUGACGGUGCAUUACUUCGAGGACGGGAAUGUGCAGCUGGACACGCAGGCCGAGUUCACCGCGGACCUGGAGGGCGACUUCCAGCGCGGCAUCAAUGACGGGUUCCGGCAGCUGGCGGAGAAGACGUUCAGGGGCCUGCGGCGGACGCUGCCGGUGACGCGCAACAAGGUUGAUUGGGAGAAGAUUGCCAACUACCGGAUCGGCAGCGAGCUGACGAUGGCAGGAGGCAGUGGCGAAAUGCUGCCGAUCGGCAAGGACACAGCAGUGAAGGAGCUGCUGGAAAACAGCCUGGAUUCAGGCGCGACGUCGGUGGAGAUCCGCCUCAAGGACAACGGGCUGACGUCCAUCACGGUGAUAGACAACGGCAGCGGCAUCGCAUCGGCGGCACAUGCCACGGUGUGCCGCAAGCACUGGACGUCCAAGAUCCGCAGCUUCACCGACCUCUCCACAAUCACCACCUUUGGGUUCCGCGGCGAGGCCCUGAGCUCGCUGUGCGCCGUGGCCACGCUGACAUACGACAUGGCCGGCGCCCUCGCAUCAUCCUCGCCGGUCGCCCGCUCCCACGGGACGACGCAGGAGCUGCAGCGGCACGCCAGGCGCGAAUACCUGAAGCUGGUGGGGCUUGUGGAGCAGUACGCGAUCAUCAGCAAUGCGCGGCUGGUUCUGUCCAACCAGACCAAGGGCAGCGCGUCGGUGGCUGUGCGCACGGCCGCGCAAAGCUCGCUGCUGGGCCGGCUCUCGGCGGUGUUUGGACGAUCGAAGGGCCUUGAUGUGACUGUAGGCGGGCAUGUCUCCCGGGCAUUGCCCGAGGCUGGACGCAGCGCAUCGGAUAAGCAGUACUUUUUUGUCAACGGGCGGCCGUGCGAGUUCAUGCGCGCCAAGCGCCUGGUCAACGAGUUGUUCCGCGGCAAGUGCCCGGCCAGGUACCCGGUGUUUGCCAUUAUGGUCGGCGUCAACCAGGACACCGUCGAUGUCAACUUGACGCCCGACAAGCGCACGAUUCUGCUACGCCACGAGGACGUGGUGCUAAGGGCGCUCAGGGAGGCGGUGGGGGAGGCGCUGGAGCCGAAGGAGUCCGAGUUUGCAGUGCAUAAGAAGGUCCAAGUCUUGCUGGGUGGCGCCGGGACCAAGCGCCCGGCCGAGCAGAUGGACAUCCGCAGCAGCGACGACUUUGAGGCCCCGCCACUCAAGACUCGAGUCUCACCCAGCGUCGUCAUGGUUACAAAGCCAGCGCAGCCACCCGCACUUGUCCAUGCGCCAUCAUCCAUUCCACUCGAGAGCUCAUCACUGCUCGCCACGCCCACCGCCAGCGCCCCGCCAGCUGUGCCCAAGCGCCAGCCGGCCAAGAAGCCCGCAACCAUGGUCAUCGGCGCCUGCCGCAACCGCCUGCGCGACAUCUCCUACGACUGGUCGAAAGUGUCGGCGCGGAUGCAGCAGCGCCAGCAAUCCGCCAGCAUCCCCGAACCGCCCAGCACUCCAGAGACUGCCUCGGGCGUGCAUUUGAGCGAUGCCGAGGCGCGUGCGUCGCUGUCGCGGCUGAUCCGCAAAUCGGAUUUCGCCCAGAUGCAGGUUCUCGGGCAGUUCAACCUGGGUUUCAUCAUCGCGCGGUUCCGCGACGACCUGUUCAUCAUCGACCAGCACGCCUCUGACGAAAAGUACAAUUUCGAGACACUCCAAUCGACUGCGCGCAUCGCCUCGCAGCCGCUGAUCCGGCCCCACGUACUGGAGCUCAACAUUGUCGACGAGGCCGUGGCCAUGCAGAAUCUCCAUGUGCUUGAGCGCAACGGCUUUGGCCUUUCGGUGGACGAGCAGGCGGUGCCGGGCCGGCGCCUGAGCAUGGUCAGCCAGCCGGUUAUUGACCAGACCAUGUUUAGCGAGGCGGAUUUGCGCGAGCUCAUCGCUCGGCUCUCGGCCGACCCGCAGCCACGGUGCGAGCGCGCCUCGCCGCAUUCCGUCAUGAUUGGCGACCCCCUGAGCUCUGCACAGAUGCGACGGAUCGUGGCCAACCUGAGCGGCCUGGACCACCCGUGGAACUGCCCCCACGGCCGCCCGGUUAUGCGGCACCUGUUCCACCUCCCGCAAUGA
Linderina pennispora is the source of this 2616-nucleotide messenger RNA. RefSeq lists its product as uncharacterized. Bases 1 to 2616 code for a protein of 871 amino acids. The record is from RefSeq and is a predicted model, not a curated record. Gene Ontology annotation, biological process: mismatch repair; barbed-end actin filament capping. Gene Ontology annotation, molecular function: ATP-dependent DNA damage sensor activity; ATP binding; ATP hydrolysis activity. Gene Ontology annotation, cellular component: F-actin capping protein complex; MutLalpha complex. The transcript has 11 exons. Lineage: Eukaryota; Fungi; Kickxellomycota; Kickxellomycetes; Kickxellales; Kickxellaceae.